AUGCUUUACACACGUUUUCAGAGCCUGCUUCGGGAACGAAGAAGAGCCCGACGGGACAUUGAGAUUUCUGCUCCUUUUGACCUGAAGCUCGAACCCGCUACCCUCCCUGGCGUGUCUCAAGAAGAGAUCUCCAUCCUCCGAGAGAAAGCAGCUGCCUCGCGCAUCGGCGUCCUCGAACUCCGUCCCGAAUCACCAUCCGAGUACCACAAGAGGUCCCGCCCGUCUCCACGACUUCGUCCCGUGCAGCCUGCCACUAUGGAGAUCGAGACACGUCCCCUGUGGUAUUAG
Metarhizium robertsii ARSEF 23 is the source of this 288-nucleotide messenger RNA. RefSeq lists its product as uncharacterized. NCBI's taxonomy places the organism in Eukaryota, Fungi, Ascomycota, Sordariomycetes, Hypocreales, Clavicipitaceae. The record is from RefSeq and is a predicted model, not a curated record. The transcript has 3 exons. The coding region runs from base 1 to 288 and encodes 95 amino acids.